Daphnia carinata is the source of this 1173-nucleotide messenger RNA. Its product is annotated as kynurenine formamidase-like. The transcript is spliced from 8 exons. The record is from RefSeq and is a predicted model, not a curated record. The coding region runs from base 114 to 1115 and encodes 333 amino acids. Lineage: Eukaryota; Metazoa; Arthropoda; Branchiopoda; Diplostraca; Daphniidae. Gene Ontology annotation, molecular function: arylformamidase activity.
AGUAGAGUCGAAGCCGACGUUGGCAUCAUGAAUGUAACCUAACACAAUAUAGAAACCGUACAAGGAACUGUUAUGUACUAUAAACAUAGCAUUUCAAGGUCUUCUUCGAGUCCAUGGCCAUUUUGGCUGACGGCUACAGUUCAAAGUUAUCUUUUUACAAACUAAAGACAGACGUGUUCCAACAACUACGCAGCUUACAUUUUACUAUGGAACCAGAAGAGUGGUCAUCUUGGGACAAGCAAAAACUAGAAGACGAAUAUUCGCCUAGCAAAUGGUCUCUUAGAGGGCCAGCGGAUUGGGUUCUGGAUCACCAUGUUAAACUAGUAACUCAAGUUAGUACUCAGGUGAAACAAGAAGUUUCUUGCCAAUUGGACAUUUCCUACGGGAUACGGCAAGGGGAGAAAUUUGACAUUUUUGGGGCCGAAGAGUUACCUAAAGAUGCACCGGUAUUUGUCUACAUUCAUGGAGGCUAUUGGCAGGCAUUGGAUCGCAGCAUUUCCGCCUAUAGCGUUGCUCCACAGCACAAAGCUGGACAUGUUGUUGCAAUUAUUGGAUAUGAAUUGGCUCCGAAAGUUUGUUUAAAGGAAAUUAUAUUAGAAAUCCAGCUGGCUGUAUCAGCUAUUCUGAAAUGGGCUGCAGAACGUGGUUCAAGGUCUGUAGUGAUUGCUGGACAUUCAGCUGGUUCCCAUUUGGCAGCAAUGUUACUCCAUGAUAGUGAAUGGCAAAAUAAAGAACCCAAUUUGAACUUUCUGCAUGGUAUGGUGCAUAUUAGUGGAGUAUUUGAUGUGGUUCCCCUGAUUGACACAACCAUGAAUAUACCUCUACAGUUAGACAGGGACGCAGCGAAGAGCCUUAGUCCUCUGCGAUGUUUUAGCCAAUCGAUGGAAAGAGUUCGUAACAUAAAACAGCUAUUGGUGGUAGGGGAAAACGAUCCUCCCGAGUUCAAACGUCAAACAUUAACGUACGCACAGGCUCAGAUGCGUGCUGGAUUCACAGAUGUUCACUGUAAAGUGAUGGAUAAGUUAGACCAUUUUGAUAUCGUCGAAAAAUUGCAAGAAGAGGAAUAUGUACUUACGCGUUUGAUAAUUCAGCUGUUGUCCUGCACGCAACUAUGACAGAUGUAUUUUGGCUCGUUGACUUUGGAGCAUUAUAAAAGAAAACAUCAAGUUUUUA